AUGGUAAUUGUCGAUGGGUACCAAUACGAUUUCCCUCAGCAGCGGAUUCUUGAGAUGAUGAUAAGCGAUCAUUGUAAUCAUACCUUGUACCAGUUCUUCAAGGCGAAGGCCCUUAAGUUGGAGGCAAAUCUUCGUCACAGAGAAGGUGAAUUGACCGCUGCUGAGGCGCUCAUCGCUGCUAAGGACGAGGAGAUAUUGGAUUUAAAGAAUCGGCUGAAGGGGAAAGAGCGGAUUGGUGCUGAAGAAGAGAAGCUUCGUCUUGAAAUUGCACUUGCUCGUAGUGAGUUGGAGACGGCUCGUAAUGAUGCUUCAUCUUCUAAAGCAAUCGAUAUCCGAGAGUUAACAUGGCUUCGGAAUGAGAAGACUCGUCAAGCUUCUCGGAUUAGGGAACUAAUGGAGAAAAUCAAAGAUGAGGCUGAUAAGUGGAAUGCUCGGGCAGAUGAGCAUAAUGAGUUGAUGGCUCAGUAUCGACAACGACGGGAGCAGAUGGUUGAUAUACAGAAUCGUUAUAACUAUGAUCGCCUCCAGUUUGAUGGUGCUUUUUUAUGGACUCGUGAGAAUCUACGUGAGGCUCGUGAGGGUAUUUAUCGUUUAGAAACCAGGAUGGCAAGCUUGGAAGAGGAGCUGCGUCAAUAUCGUUCAUCUCAUGAUCCUGAAGUUCGUGAUUAUAUACAGCAGCUCGUUCGGGAGAGGGAUGAUGCCAGAGCCGAGGCCCAUGCACUUAGUAAUGCUUUAGCUGCUUCUCGGUCCGAUGUCGCUCGUUUAGUGGACUCUGAGAAGGACCUUGAAAUAAAUAUGUACAAGCGUACUAAAGGGAUAGAAGAGAUGAGUAAUAAAUUCAAUCACCUUCGACAUUUAGACUCCAUGAAGCAGAUAGAGUUGGAUGAGUGUCAGUUUGCCCUUACAAAUCUUCGGUUGGAUUAUAAGAAAAUUUCGGACGAGUAUGAUUUUCUUGACGAAGCCUGGGUCGCUGUAGUUAAUGAAUAUGAAAUAGCUUCGGCUAGGGUCGAAGAUCUCGAGGGACAGCUUAACCUCGCAAAUGAAAAUCUUGAAAAGGCUCAAUCUUCCCUAGCGUACCAAGAGUGUCAAGCCCAGUAUUUCGAAGGGCUAGCAGGAUCUAGGGAUACAGCGGCGAAGGAAGCAGCCAAGGAGGUGGCUCGAUUGACAUCUUUGUUGUUGCAAUCUGAGCUCAAGGCCACCGUUAUUACUCAUAAGUCUCAUUGCAGCUGGCCGAGGAGAUUAACAAGACCUUAA
This is a messenger RNA of Papaver somniferum (opium poppy), 1254 nucleotides long. Its product is annotated as intracellular protein transport protein uso1-like. The transcript is spliced from 4 exons. The record is from RefSeq and is a predicted model, not a curated record. Lineage: Eukaryota; Viridiplantae; Streptophyta; Magnoliopsida; Ranunculales; Papaveraceae. Bases 1 to 1254 code for a protein of 417 amino acids.